GCUACUGCGCAUGUGCAUGUGUGCACGGACGGAUAGACACACCAGGAAAAAAGUGGUCAAGACAAAGGACAGAGCAGUCUGUAAGGAAACAACUGGGAGUUUAUUGAGAUUUUAGAGCAGUUUACGAUAAUCCAGCGGUUAUACCACCGCCAGGAAACAGCCAGGUGUUCUUCAGGAUUCCUGCUCUGCUCAGCAUUGAACUAUUGUUUCUUCUCUUCCAGUGGUAGUCACCUUUCACGGUCAGCAGUAAGGUGAUGGAACGAACUGCAAAGCUAUGGGCUUGGUGACUGGGUGGAAGAGAUGUUAGCACAAGCAAACACAGAUGAUGUAGGAAGUGGAAAGUCACAGAGGGCAACCAGCAACAGUUUGACUGACAACACAACUGUGGUGCUGCUGGAGAAGUAAUCUUUCAGUUGCGAGCAUCUGGAGAGAGCAGCAGUGUUACUCAGCCACAGGUCUCACUUACCUUGAAACUCUCAUCUCCCUCUACACCGUACACACAAGACACGAGACACACAAGCUUCUCUCUUCCAAGCAGUUGAGAGGUUGCUAUGGCAAUAGUUGUCAUGAUGCCAAUGUAGCAUCCUGAAGGUAGUAGUUGUGGAGGUAGUGUCAGAGCUGGAGGAAGUGGUGGUGGUGGCGGCGGCGGCGGCGGCAGUCCAGGGAUGGGAAGUGCUCCUUAUCCAGCUGGUGAGUGGAAGGGGAAGGGGCGAGGCAGCCUGCAGGAGCUGGGCUGCAUGCCCUGGAAGAUCAGCAAGCAGAAAGGUGGUGGUGGUGGAGGAGGAGGAGGUGAGGUUGCAGUGGAGGAGAAGAGGUGCAAGGAUCCCAGGGAGUCGCAACAGCAGGAUCUCUCAUCCUCCUCUUCCUCCCUCACCCCUCAAGCACCUCCACAGUCCUGUCUGACACCUCCAGCUAUUUACCAUGAGAAGCAGCGGAGGGAGCUGUGCGCCUUGCAUGCACUCAACAAUGUCUUCCAGGAUGGGACAGCCUUCAGUCGGGACACCUUGCAGGAGAUAUACCAGAGGCUUUCUCCCAGUACUCUGGUGACACCUCACAAGAAAAGCAUGCUUGGAAAUGGGAACUAUGAUGUCAACGUCAUUAUGGCAGCCCUGCAGACCCGGGGGUUUGAGGCAGUUUGGUGGGAUAAAAGAAGGGAUGUGGGUAGCAUUGAGCUGUCCAACGUGACGGGCUUCAUUCUCAAUGUCCCAUCCAACCUGCGCUGGGGGCCCCUCCGGCUGCCGCUCAAACGCCAGCACUGGAUAGGAGUCAGAGAGGUGGGAGGGGUCUACUACAACUUGGACUCCAAGCUGCGUAGCCCUCAACCCAUUGGCAGUCCAGAUGAGCUCAGGAAGUUUCUCCACCAGCAGCUGCGAGGGAAAAACUGUGAACUCCUUUUGGUCGUCUCAGAGGAAGUGGAAGCACACCAGACAUGGCGUUCUGACAGCUAAGGCUUUAACCAGCCAAUGACAGCUCCAGCUGGGCAAAUGGGCCAAUCACAGAAUGAAUGGGAGAGGAAGCAGAAUCAUGCACAACCAAUUAAGCGAAUGCGCAUUUGCAGAAGUAUUUUUUGGUUUUGUUUACACAGCCAUUGCUGGACUCUUAUCUGAUAAGAUGCAAAGCAAUGAAGAAAGUAAACACUUUACAGGGAGAAUCAAAGAAUCACAGUCCUUUACUCAACACAGUGAAGACAUGAAAAGUAAUUCUGUUUCUGCUACACUUGUGUUUUAUAUAUGCUUACUAUUUUUCAGUGUCAAUUUUCUGUUGAUUUUUUUCUUCUUUUUAUUGUUGAAGUUUUCAAAGUUAUGAGAGUUCAGGCUUUAUGAAAAAGGCUGUUUAUCUGCCUGUUUCUCUGAGAGAUUCUCCGUGCUUCAGUCAUGAUGUUCACUGAUCUUCGUGUUUCAUGUCGUGAAUCUGUCGCCAUAUCCUCCGUCCUUCACUUUCACCAAAGUGUGCCCUUCCUUGCCUCAUUGAGACUGCAUCUCUCUUUAUACCUUUUUCAUGUCAGUGAUGUCUCACGUUACCAACUUUGUGUUUCACACACUUUCCACAAACCUCUCGCACAGACUGAGCCUAUACUGUACAGACAGAGGCUGUCCUGGCACAACAGUUUCAUAUGGCAACAAAGUAAUGCAACAUCUAGGCCAAGCGUUCCCUCUAGUGGAACAAGUAACAACAGCAUUCAUUCAGCUUUUUGAUUGUUCAUAUUCAAAAGGCUACUUUUAUCACAUAAAUUUGCUACACGUUGUAUUUCCACGUGCAGUUAUAGCAUGACUUUAAAUUUGGAAAAAGCUUAUGACAAACCAGUCUCAACUCAAGGCCUACUUACAAACCUUGUUCUAGAGCUUUUGAUGACAUCAGCAGAUUGAGUUGGCUCAGUUUUCAUGGAAAUGUUAAUAUUCAGACUUUUUAGUAGUGCUAAGAUAGUCAAUCGGUUUGUUGAUCGAUCUACAGCAGUUUGGUUAAACUAAUAAAAGUCAUUUUCCUAACAAAAAUGGCAAACAUUUCGCUGGUUCCAGCUUCUUCAGAAAUCUGAAUAUCUGUGGAGUUUGCAUUUUUAAUCAGACAAAACAAGCAAUUUUAAUUUUAAUACAUCAUUGGGAAACUGAUGGACUUUUCAGUUUUCUGGCAGUUUAUUUGCAGAGCACUUAAGAAAGGAACUGGUAGAUUAAUCAGAACACAUCUGGUAGCUGCAGCGCUGCUUACCAGCAUCUUCAUCAUUUACAGUUCCAUGGCAACUGAGGAAACUUAAUGUGCUGAUGAGGACUGUGUAACAAGAAAGUAGAUGGACUUCAAAUUUUGAUCAAGCUGUCGUUACAAAACUUCAUCGACAAAGUAAUGCUAUCUUGUUUGCUUAGAGUUACAAUUUUUUGCACAGGGGCAAAACAGGGAUACACAGUUGUGUUUCUUUGUUUUUGUUUUGUCUUCAGACUGGUUCUAAGGGUCACUACCACAGCAGCCCUGUGUAGCACAGGAGCUCAGUUGAUGCAGGGCUCUUCUCUUAAAUAUCUCUUGUCAAACCUGCCAAACACGGCUCUGAGAGGAUGUCACAGUUUUCCCCACCAAGUCUUCUACAGUCCGCAGUAACCUAUGAUGUGUUUGGUUUCAGUCUGAGGAGGGGUUUUGGUCGUGGUUUGUGUUAAGGGAAGUUGUCAGAUUGAGAAACAUGAAAGGAAGGAGCAGUGCAAGUAGAGAAAAAUCUAGAGAAAGAAGUUGUGAAAGUUGCUGGGUUAGGUGGUGAGCACAUGUCCAGCCAGAGGUGGGUAAUAGUUGGUUACUGUGAAAUGGUCCUUUAUAACAGAUUGUAGCAUUCAGAUGCAUCAGCUUAAGAAAAACUACUAUAAAUGUAUUGUCUGUUAUUGACAAUAUUGGCCUUAACGUGUUUACUUAAAAAUAUACCUAUUGCUAUGGAGAUUGCGAGGGGCUGUGCAGUUUGAUGUCAUUUCAUAAGAUUUAUUCCAAAGCACCUAUAUAUUGUAAAUUUAGAGGGGAAACAGCUGAUGCUCAGCCAAUAUACAGAGUAGCUAAUUGCUAAUGAUGCUGUCACUUUUGCAGCACAGGACUUUAUUUUAUUUACAAUUGUUUGAAAUGUGUGAUUUUUUUUUUUUUUUUAAAUAAACACAAGAUCACGAUUUGUAAAAGUGCAUGUAUUUUUCUGGAAAGAGGCUCUACAGUUCCAGCCCAGUGGACCUGCACUGAAACAUCAGAGGUUGUCACUCAUUUGCUGAGACUUUUGGACCCAGUCACAUUGUGACUAGUGUCUCACAAUCACCAUUCAAAAAUUGCUUUUUUGCCAUGACAAUUCAUUCAGCCCUUCCUACUUAAAGAAUCCUUAUUGUCACUAUGUUUUUUUAUGUAUAUAUAUUUUUGGCAUAGAAAAUAAAAAGCAUAUAAUGGCACUUUAUGUAUAAGCUACAGUGUGAGUGUAUUAAAACAGUUGUCAUUG
This is a messenger RNA of Monopterus albus (swamp eel), 3943 nucleotides long. RefSeq names its product Josephin domain containing 1 (gene josd1). The record is from RefSeq and is a predicted model, not a curated record. NCBI's taxonomy places the organism in Eukaryota, Metazoa, Chordata, Actinopteri, Synbranchiformes, Synbranchidae. Gene Ontology annotation, molecular function: cysteine-type deubiquitinase activity. The transcript is spliced from 6 exons. Gene Ontology annotation, biological process: protein deubiquitination. The coding region runs from base 666 to 1448 and encodes 260 amino acids.